This is a messenger RNA of Carassius gibelio (silver crucian carp), 2284 nucleotides long. RefSeq names its product zinc finger protein 239-like. The coding region runs from base 334 to 1203 and encodes 289 amino acids. Gene Ontology annotation, biological process: regulation of transcription by RNA polymerase II. Gene Ontology annotation, molecular function: DNA-binding transcription factor activity, RNA polymerase II-specific; RNA polymerase II cis-regulatory region sequence-specific DNA binding. The transcript is spliced from 2 exons. Lineage: Eukaryota; Metazoa; Chordata; Actinopteri; Cypriniformes; Cyprinidae. The record is from RefSeq and is a predicted model, not a curated record. Gene Ontology annotation, cellular component: nucleus.
AGUAAACUGAUUUUCAUUAAAAACAAAUCACCCUUAACGUCAAAUUCGAGUUAAAAGAUAAAAUCGAUUUAUCGCCCAGCCCUAAUACAUCAUUUAUAUUGUCCUGUGAAAACGAUCUGCAGUAUGUUGUAUUAAAGCAGCUCCGCACAUGCUGCAAAUCACCUUCAAUUAAGACCCUCCUACAAGAAUAGCAUCAUCAUGAAGCUCCACCCACAGCAAUUCACCAUAAAUACUGGAAUAUUCCCAUCAGUUCACAAGUGAAGACGAGCAUCGCAUCAUCCGGAAGGGCUGAAAUCAGAAAAUACUGAGUUUAUUAAAGAGGAAAGAGAGAAGAUGAGAGAUCUAGAAUCCUGCAGAAUCAAACACACUGAAGAUACUGAACAACAAACAGAGUUGAUCGAAGAAAAUGAAGAGAAUGAAGAAUUGAGUGAAUCUGAGGGGGAAAAUCAGGCUAUAACUAUAGGAAAACCUUUGAGUUGGUCUCAGACCAAACAGAAAGACUUAAUUAAAAGAACAGCAAAGAAAUCUUUCCCAUGCACUGAGUGUGGAAGGACUUUGAAAAGAAAGCAUAGUCUUGAGCGUCACAUGAGAGUUCAUACCGGAGAGAAACCAUUCAUUUGUGAUCAGUGCGGGAAGAGUUACAAACAGUCAUCAAAUCUUAAGGAACACAUGAACAUCCACACUGGAGAGAAACCAUACAAGUGUUCACACUGUGGCAAGAGAUUCAUUCGGUCAGGAGACCUAAGAACACAUGAGAGGAUUCACACUAGAGACAAACUGUACACAUGUGAUCAAUGCAGCAAAACAUUUUUGAUUGCUUCAUACCUGAGAAAACACCUGAGAGUUCAUACAAAGGAGAAGCCACAUUCAUGUUGUUUGUGUGGAAAGAGUUUUUCAAGUUUACAAAGUUUGAGAGCACAUCGGAAAACACACACUGGUGAGAGAGAGUACAAGUGUUUUGAGUGUGAAAAGACUUUUAUUUUAGCAAGCAGUUUAAAACAGCACAAGAGGAUUCACACUGGAGAGAAACCUUACAAGUGUUCACACUGUGGCAAGAGAUUCAGUGAUUCAUCAAGUCUGAAAACACAUGAGAGGAUCCACACUGGAGAGAAACCGUAUCACUGCACUGCAUGUGGGAAGCGUUUCGGACAUUCAUCUGCUCUACACAGACAUACAAAAAACAUUCACAGUGAGAAACAGUAAGAAAAUGCCUUGAGCAGACGGAAUCUGUUUAUCGCAUGUAUGCAGUGAUCUUGUCAUUGCAAUACGUUUUCUCUCACAAAAUGCUUUCACCAUAACUAACAGCAAACAUAACAUCGACAUGAAUACAGUAAGAGCUUCGUUGUGCAGCAUAAUUUAACGGGGAGUCAGAGACGUUCGGAUCCAUGUGCAGUACUUUAUUUACAGAGUAGUCAAACAGGCAAUGAUCAGAUAACAGCGUCAGGUAUGCAGGGGACAUCCAAAAUCAGAAACAGUACCAGACAAAGGUCGGGGCAGGUGGCAGAGAAUCAAAGGCCAUAUACACAAUCCAAAGUCAAACACGGAAGGAACAAACAAAGGGAAACCACUCGGAAAUGCCAAAAAGAACUAAACAAGACUUUGCAAUAAUUGAAAGUCCAAACAGAGUUUAUAUAGGGGAGUGGUAAUGGGGAACACCUGGUUGUGAUUAGCCAUAUGCAUGGGAUUAUGGGAAAUGGAGUUGGGAAAUACAAGAUGCCAGAGUCUUGAGUGGAGUGCCCUCUGUAGGAGUUCAUGGGCACUCCAGCUGAUGAUCGUGACGCAUAACAGCAUUAUUCAUUAUAACGUCAGUUUGGGCAAGUGUGCAGAUAUACUCGCGAUGUGUGAUUGACAGCUAUAAAGGGAGCUUCUUUGCUCUUUGUAGUUUAAUGACAAUUUAAAUAACAGAUUUGUUUCAUGCUAUGCUAUUAAGAAAAACAAUGUGAAGUUGAUUGUUUAGCCACUGGCUUGAGUCACUGAUGCAUAAACUGUAUUAAAUGAUUUGGAAAUAAAGUCUGUGUGAACUUGAAUAAUAAGCUUCACAUCAGAAAUCACUAAUCAGUCAAUCCCGUCUGAGCUCUCAUUUUCUGAAAGGCACAGCAGGACACCCAGGGCUUGGUUUACACCUAUCGAAAUUUCUAGCCACUGUGGGACCAUAUGCAGGCUAUGGGAACUCAUAUUAAUAUUAAAAAUGUCAUGUCAUGGGACCUUUUAAUGUUCAAAUGUUUAUAUGUUCCAAUGGGUAAUUUUGUAUAUUUUACAUCAUAUACAGUGACUAAAAUAAGUC